Messenger RNA from Ochlerotatus camptorhynchus, 3652 nucleotides. It is a transcript of the gene NAT1, whose product is annotated as N-acetyltransferase 1. Gene Ontology annotation, molecular function: mRNA binding; protein binding; translation initiation factor activity. Gene Ontology annotation, cellular component: eukaryotic translation initiation factor 4F complex. The record is from RefSeq and is a predicted model, not a curated record. NCBI's taxonomy places the organism in Eukaryota, Metazoa, Arthropoda, Insecta, Diptera, Culicidae. The transcript has 4 exons. The coding region runs from base 581 to 3625 and encodes 1014 amino acids.
CAAAACCCGCAAGUGCGUGUGGUGCACCUUUCCUCGGAAGCAGGAAAUUCGGGUACUUGGGCCCGAAACCGCCGUUAGGAUUCAUCGUUCAACGUAUCACCAGUCCUCCUCCUUCGAACCGGGUCUUAAGCAGCCACUGAAGGCCGCCCACCGCUAUCCGCCAGCACUGGUUGACGUUUUUUCCGGCACCAUUCCGGCAACCAUAGAAAAGAUAGCGGUUCCGUCGUCGGUCGGGUUGCGGAGUACAUAUCCUGCUGCUGGUCCGUUGCCAACCUCCAAGACGGAAGACCCCAGGCAAACGGGGACAGAGUCUCGUGCCACGGGGAGGGAAAACCAUAUCCCCCCCGCUAGCCGACGCUGGGUCCCUCCAUCACUGAGACCGCAACAUGGACUCACCGAAGAGGCCAGAAUUGAUUCGAUCUUUCGAAAAGUACGCGGUAUUCUGAACAAGCUAACCCCAGAAAAAUUCCAAAAACUAAGUGAUGACCUGCUGAAGCUAGAUCUGAACUCGUCCAAGAUACUGAACGGUGUUAUCCUGCUGAUAUUCGACAAAGCCUUAGAUGAACCCAAGUACUCGUCUAUGUACGCGCAGCUGUGCAAGCGCAUCGAGAAAGAACUAGAGAUCGACAUUGACAAAACUAAAUCGAACACCUUCCUGCAAAUUCUGCUGAACGUUUGUCGCGACAAGUUUGAGAACCGGGUACAGUAUAGUGAGAAAAUCAUCAAUUCGGAACUCGCCCUCACCGAUGAUCUGGAGGAAAAGAAGAAUGUGGCCAAACAGAAGAUAUUGGGCAAUGUUAAAUUCAUCGGCGAGCUGUACAAGCUCGACAUGCUCGGCGAGCCACAUCUGCACAAGAUGUUGCGCUCGCUCAUUACCAGCAAGUCCAGCGCGUCGUCGGAGAAAAACUGCGAGGACAUGGAAUGCUUGGCACAACUCAUCAAGACCUGCGGAAAGAAUCUGGAUACAGAGCUGGGAAAACAGCUGAUGGAUCAAUACUUUGACCGGAUGGAACAGUAUUCCCUGUCGAGCAAAUAUCCGCCCCGGAUCCGGUUUCUGCUGCGCGAUCUGAUUGAACUGCGCAAGAACACCUGGACACCGCGGAAGGUGGCCCGCGUGGAAGGACCGGCUCCGAUCCAGGAGCUCACCAACGAGGACGACCUGGUGCUGCGGCCGCCGUUCGGCAUGCGGAGCCGCGACUAUCGCAACCAGGGCGACCGGGGCAACGAGCGGGACUGGAUCAGCAAGUUUUCGCUGAACCCGUUGAACUUCAACGAUAGCUUCAACCUGCUGAGCGCAUCGAGCCCGACGCCCAUGAUACCAUCAUCGUAUUCAUCGUCGAACGGCUACGGCAACCGGGACCACCGGGAUAACGGUGGCAAUGGGGGUAGUGGCAGCGGCGGUGGUGGCAACUACCGGAUGCACAACAAUCGCAACGGUGGCGGUCAAAAUCACCAUCAGCAUAACAACUACCACGGCAAUGGCAAUGGCGGUGGUAACAUGCGCUACAACAACAAGCACAACAACCACAGUGGUGGCGGUGGCGGCAGUGGUCGGGAUGGCAAUGGCGGUCCGAGCAGCCAGCACCAACAGAAUAGGGAUGGACAGAAUACGCACAAUUCGUCCUACCAGAACCGGGACGGUAUGAUGAAUAGCAAGGACUUGGCGCCGCGAUUCAAGCGCAACCUGAUGACACCCCAGAAUCCCGUCGAGGAUCUACAGAUGCGUCCAACGCCGAACAGCUUACUGUUCAAAACCCAGAACAUGAACAUGAAGACGCAGCUGCCGAUCUCGCAGGCGCCUUCGUCACAGUCCGGAAAAGGAACUGGCUACAGCGCACCGCAGCUGGGAGAUUUCUCAUCGCCACUGACCACCCGCACGCUAUUGAGUGAACAAAGGGCAGCGGCCACCGCUGGUAAUGGUUCCUUUGGGUCAAACGCAACCGGUAACAACCAAUCGUCGGUAGUUGCCAACAACUUCGGACCUGGAUUAGGAAACAGUGCAUCUGCAGGAGGACCCAACGGAAAUGGUCCUACCGCUACAGGACCAGCUGGUCAGCAGAACGCUUCCAAUCAAUCUAGUCCUAGCCAGCAGACUCCGUUGGCCCGGAACAGUCUGAACAAUCAACAGAAUCUAUUGAAUGGCAAAUCUCCAUCCAACCAACCUGCUUUGGCACCUAUCACUCCCAUCAACAACAUCCUCCAGAAGGAUCAGGUAAUCAUCAAACAGGCUUCCGCCGAGAAGGCCGAGAAGAAGAACAAGAAAGACAAGGGCCCGAACAAGGAAGAAUUUAUGAAGAAGAUUUCCACCUUCGCAUCCGAUCUGUUGCUGGACAACCUGCAGAAGCAAAUCGACGAAGAUAAGCAGAAUGAGUCCAAACCGCCGGUGGACAAACCUGCCGAAAACGGUGCCGUCAAGGAAGUGGUAGUCGAGGUGGUCGAUCAGACCCCGAUCCCAACCAAUCUGGACACGGUGAACGAAGCUGAUCUCAACGAGGAGAAAUCCGAAGACAGCGACAAGUCCUGCGCCGAAAAGGCCGACGUUGGUUCGGAAACUGAGAAAAUCGAAGAGGAGGAACCGGAAGAAACCAAACAAGAGAUCCUAUCGCUGAUGGAUGAGCUGGUGCAUGAGUUCUGUGAGCUCAAGAUUCCGGAAAAGUUCAUGCGUGACUCGAUCGGCAAAAUCGUCAACGAAGUCCUGGACAAGUCGGAUCCAUUCCACGAAAAGAUGAUUGAAUUCCUCCAGCGGUUGCGCAAGGAAAACAAACUCUCGAACGGAGCUAUGCUGGAUUCCUUCAAGGCGUUGGUCAAUUCGAUGAACGAGAAGGAGAAGACCAUCCCGAAGAUCACCACCAUCGUGGCAUCGCUGCUCUCGCGGGCAGUUUCUGUGCGCCUGUGCAAGCUGUCCGACAUUUCCAACUACACGGACAACGGUCAGCACUAUCCGCUGUUCCUGCUGGUGCUGCAGCAGCUGCACAAACAGCUCGGCAAGCAAACCCUGCAGGAGAUGUUCCAACAGAACAAGGUGAACCUGAUGACCAGCCUGCCCGAGAGCGAUCGCACCAAGGACCGGAUGGCGGAAAUCCUGGAGGAUCGCAACUUGAGCUUCCUGUAUCCGCUACUGCGAGUGCAAGCCGAACUGUGGAAGCAGAUCCAGGUCGAUUCCAAUCCACAGCAGUUCUACAAGUGGAUCAAGGAGAACGUCGAAGCCGGCUGCUACACGGAUCCGGGCUUCAUUACGGCCGUCAUGACCGUGCUGCUGAAGUAUAUCAUGCAGGAAUCGACCAAGUAUGACGAUGAGAAACUAUCGGUGGAGAAGGAGAUGGAAAUCCUAAGGAAGUACUGCCCGGUGCUGAAUGCGUUCCUGAAUGGUAACAACGAGUUGCAGCUGAUUGCAAUCUACGCCAUGCAGGUCUACUGGUACAGCAUCGAUUUUCCCAAAGGAGUCCUGCUACGUUGGUUCCGCGAGUUCUACGAGCUGAGCGUCAUUGAGGAGGAUGCCUUCCUGCGCUACAAGGAAGACGUCACCGACAUGUAUCCGGGCAAGGGUAAGGCGCUGUUCCAGGUCAACCAGUGGCUCACCUGGCUGGCGGAAGCCGAAGAUGAGGACGAAGAGGAUGAGGAGUAAGGUCUUCUCAGAAAGCAAACACACACA